This is a messenger RNA of Pteropus alecto (black flying fox), 8232 nucleotides long. RefSeq names its product laminin subunit alpha 3 (gene LAMA3). Gene Ontology annotation, biological process: regulation of embryonic development; regulation of cell migration; regulation of cell adhesion. NCBI's taxonomy places the organism in Eukaryota, Metazoa, Chordata, Mammalia, Chiroptera, Pteropodidae. The record is from RefSeq and is a predicted model, not a curated record. Gene Ontology annotation, molecular function: signaling receptor binding. The transcript has 53 exons. The coding region runs from base 596 to 7792 and encodes 2398 amino acids.
GAUGCAUCAUGGGGGUCUUCUAAUCAGGAGCCUUUGGUGCAAGGACCCAAGAUAGACCUCAGGGUCACAAUUAUAGCAGGAUGCUCUGGAUAAUUACUUAAUUGUGAUUUUUUUCCCUGUGGCAGUCGACUAUCUUUCACGUAAGAAUCACAAAGCACUAUGCACACUGUAACUGGUACGUAAGAGUGACUCCCACCCUCUAGCAUGUGAAAAUGCUGAUGCAUGUCCAAGUAAUACCCUCACGGUUAUGCACUCUAUGAGGGAAGAAGCUUAAAACAGAACUCAGCCUGUGGACCUUUGCUUCUUCCAUUCCUCAUGCCAAUGAAAUUUACCACCUGUAGUAGGCACUUAAUAUGAGUUUGUCGAAGGCAUGAUGAAUGAAUGGAAUGGAUAAGAGCCUUUGGGAUGUACUUUGUUGCUCUAUGUUUUGUUCUCAGUUGUAACUGUUGUAUUUUGUUGUCGAAGUUGCUUGCUUUACCAGCAUUUGCCAGUGACCCGAUUUCCCUGUGCCCUGGCUUGUGAGGCCAGACACUUCCUGCUUGAUGGGGAGCCAAGACCCUUGGCAGUGAGGCAGCCCACCCCCGCACACCCAGUCAUGGCGGACCUCAGCGGGAGAGAGGUGGAACUGCACCUGCGGCUGCGGGUCCCGCAGGUAGGCCACUAUGUGAUUGUGGCCGAGUACACCACGGAAGCAGAACAGUUGUCCGUGGUGGUUGUGCACGUGGAGAGUUCUGGGUCUGUCCUGGCCGGCCAGAUGAAUGUCUACAGCUGCAAGUACAGUGUCCUCUGCCGGAGCAUUGUGACUGAUGGCGGGAGUCGCAUCGCAGUGCAUGAGCUGUUAGCAGAUGCAGACGUUCGGCUCAAAGCACGUAUGGCCCAGUUCCUUCUGCAUCAAAUUUGUAUCAUACCCAUUGAAGAAUUCUCAACCGAAUAUUUGAAACCUCAAAUCAGAUGCAUUGCCAGUUAUGAGCCAUAUGUUAAUCAAAGAGCCACUUGUGUCUCCUUAUCCCCUGAAACUCCUCCAGCAGCAUUAAUUUUGGAUGUCCCAAGUGGUGGGUCUCCCCAUCAACUGCCCCAAGAUCCUUUGCCUUCUGCUGAUGUUGUUACUGGGGUCACCUUAAAGGCACCACAGAACCAAGUGACGCUGAGAGGACUUGUACCACGCCUGGGCCGAUAUGUUAUUGUCAUCCAUUUUUAUCAACCAGUGCACCCAGCAUUUCCUGCACAGGUGUCUGUGGAAGGAGGGCAGCUGCAGCCAGGUGUCUUCCGUGCCUCUUUCUGCCCCCAUGUGCUUGGUUGCCAGGACCAAGUGAUGGCCGAAGAUCAGAUUGAGUUUGACAUCUUGCAGCCUGAGGUGGCCGUGACUGUGAAGAUCCCAGAAGGAAAGUCUUUAGUAUUGGUCCGUGUUCUAGUGGUGCCUGCGGAGAAUUAUGACUACCAAAUACUUCACAAAAAAUCAGUGGACAAGUCACUUGAGUUUAUCACCAAUUGCGGAAGAAAUAGUUUUUAUAUUGACCCCCAGACAGCCUCCAGAUUCUGUAAGAACUCUGCCAGGUCCCUGGCAGCCCUUUACCACAAAGGCGCACUGCCCUGUGAGUGCCACCCCACUGGGGCUAUCAACCAUCACUGCAGCCCAGAGGGCGGGCAGUGCCCAUGCCGGCCUGGUGUCAUUGGGCGGCAAUGUACCCGCUGUCAAAUGGGCUACUAUGGAUUCCCACACUGCAAGCCAUGCAACUGUGGCCGGCGCCUUUGUGAGGAGAUGACGGGGAAGUGCCUCUGCCCUCCCCUCACAGUCAGGCCCCAGUGUGAAGUGUGUGAGACACAUUCCUUCAGCUUCCACCCCCUGGCUGGCUGUGAAGGCUGCAACUGCUCCAGGAGGGGCACCACUGCUGGGGCUGCCACCCUGGAGUGCGACAGAGACCAUGGGCAGUGCAGAUGCAAGCCCAGAAUCACAGGACGACGGUGUGACCAAUGUGCUUCUGGGUUUUACCACUUCCCUGAGUGCAUUCCCUGCCACUGCGACAGAGGUGGGACUAAGCCAGCCGUCUGCGAUCCUGAGACUGGAGCUUGCCUCUGCAAGGAGAAUGUGGAAGGUGCAGAGUGUAAUGUGUGUCGAGAAGGCUCAUUCUACUUGGACCCAGCAAAUCCCAAGGGUUGUACCAGCUGCUUUUGCUCUGGAGUAAACAAUAAUUGUCACAGUACACAUAAAAGAAGAGCUAAGUUUGUGGAUAUGAUGGGCUGGCGCCUGGAGACAGCAGACAGAGUGGAUAUCCCCAUCUCAUUCAACCCGGGCAGCAGCAGUGUGGUCGCAGACCUCCAGGAACUGCCGUCAACAGUUCAGAGUGCAUCCUGGGUUGCACCUCUUUCUUAUCUGGGGGACAAGGUUUCCUCAUAUGGUGGCUACCUCACCUACCAAAUCAAGUCCUUUGGCCUACCUGGUGACAUGAUUCUGCUGGAAAAGAAGCCAGAUGUGCAGCUCACUGGUCAGCACAUGUCCAUCAUCUAUGAGGAGCUGAAUAACCCACGGCCAGACCGGCUGUAUCACGGGCGAGUGCAGGUGGUGGAGGUAAACUUCAGACAUGCCAGCAGCGGUGCUCCGGUGACUCGGGAAGAACUGAUGACGGUGCUGUCUAGACUGGAAGAUGUUCGCCUCCGAGGCCUCUACUUCACCGAGACACAGCGGCUCACCCUGAGUGGGGUGGGGCUAGAAGAAGCCACUGACACAGGAAGUGGACGUAGAGCACAUAAUGUAGAGAUGUGUGCCUGCCCCCCUGAGUAUACUGGUGACUCAUGUCAGGGUUGUAGCCCCGGAUACUAUUGGGAUAACAGAGGUUUAUACACCGGACGGUGUGUUCCCUGCAGUUGCAACGGACAUUCAAAUCGAUGCCAGGAUGGCUCGGGAAUCUGUAUUAACUGCCAACAUAACACUGCUGGGGAACACUGUGAGCGCUGCAAAGAGGGUUACUAUGGGAACGCCAUACAGGGAUCCUGUAGCGUCUGCCUAUGUCCUCAUUCAAACAGUUUUGCCACCGGCUGUGUUGUGACUGGGGGAAACAUGCAGUGCUCCUGCAAACCCGGAUACACAGGAACACAGUGCGAAAGGUGUGCACCAGGAUAUUUUGGGAAUCCCCAGAAAUUUGGAGGUAGCUGCCAACCAUGCAAUUGUAACAGCAAUGGCCUGUUGGGCAGUUGUGACCCCCUGACUGGAGACUGCGUAAACCAGGAACCCAAAGAUAGCGGCCCUGGAGAAGAAUGUGAUGAUUGUGACAGCUGUGUGAUGACACUCUUGAAUGACCUGGCCACAAUGGCUGAUGAGCUCCGCCUAGUCAAGUCUCAGCUGCAGGGCCUGAGUGCCAGUGCGGGCACUGUGGAGCAGAUGGGACACUUGGAGACCCAGACCAAGGACUUGAGGAAUCAGCUGCUCAACUACCGUUCUGCCAUUUCAAAUCAUGGCUCAAAAAUGGACGGCCUAGAAAAAGAGCUGAGUAAUCUGAAUCGUGAAUUUGACACUUUGCAAGAAAAGGUUCAAAUAAAUUCCAGAAAAGCACAAACAUUAUAUAACAAUGUGGAUCGGACAACCCAAAGUGCAAAAGAGCUGGAUGCAAAGGUUAAAAAUGUCAUCCGGAAUGUGCACAUCCUCCUGAGGCAGAUCUCUGGGACAGAUGGAGAAGGAAACCACGUGCCUUCCGGUGAUUUUUCCAGGGAGGUGGCCGAGGCAGAGCGCAUGAUAAGGGAGAUGCGGGACCGCAGCUUUGGAAAUCACCUGAGAGAAGCAGAAGCUGAAAAAAGGGCGGCUCAGCUCUUGCUGAAUCGGAUUAGGAGCUGGCUGGAAAACCACCAGGUGGAGAACAAUGGACUUGUUAAGAGCAUACGGGAUUCUUUAAAUGAAUAUGAAGCCAAACUCAUUGACCUCCGUGCUGCACUACAGGAGGCAACUGCCCAAGCAAAGAAGGCCACCGGCCUUAACCAAGAAAACGAGAGGAAUUUGGAAUCCAUCAAGAGACAAGUUCAAGAAAUGAAUUCCCUACAGAGUGAUUUCACCAAGUCUCUAGCCACUGCAGAUGCUUCCUUACUGCAAACCAACAUUAUGCUGAAGCUGAUGGGGAAAAGCCAGGAGGAAUACAAAAAAAUAGCUGCCACUUUAAAUGAAGCAAGACAUGAACUAAGUGACAAAGUGAGAGAACUUUCCAAAUCUGCCAGCAAAGCAUCGCUGGUGGAGGAGGCAGAGAAGCAUGCUAAGUCCUUACAGGAGCUGGCAAAGCAGCUGGAGGGGAUCAAGAGGAAUGCCAGUGCAGAUGAACUGGUGCGCUGUGCCGUGGAUGCGGCCACCGCCUACGAGAACAUCCUCAAUGCCAUCAAAGCGGCGGAAGACGCAGCAGACAAGGCCACAACUGCAUCCGAGUCUGCCCUUCAGACAGUGAUAAAGGAAGAUCUUCCAAGAAAAGCUAAAACCCUGAGUUCCAACAGUGAUAAACUAUUAAAUGAAGCCAAGAUAACACAGAAGAAACUACAACAAGAAAUCAGUCCAGCUCUGAACGACCUACAGCAAACUCUGAAAAUCAUGACAGUUCAGAAAGAGAUGAUAGACACCAAUAUCACUGCCAUCCGUGAUGAUCUUCGUGGGAUAGAGAGAGAUGACAUCGAUGGUAUGAUCAGUAGUGCAAAGAAUAUGGUCAGAAAUGCCAAAGACAUCACAAACGAGGUUCUAGAUGGGCUCAACCCAAUUCAGACAGAUGUGGAAAGAAUCAAAGAUACUUAUGGGAGCACCCAGAGUGAAGACUUCAACAAGGCUCUCACUGAUGCGGAUAACUCAGUAAAGAAAUUAACCAACAAACUGCCCGAUCUUUUGAGCAAAAUUGAAAGUAUCAACCAACAGCUGUUGCCACUGGGCAACAUUUCAGACAACAUGGACCGCAUACGAGAGCUAAUUCAGCAGGCCAGAGAUGCUGCAAAUAAGGUCGCUGUCCCCAUGAGGUUCAACGGGAAAUCUGGUGUUGAAGUCCGGCUGCCAAGUGACCUGGAGGAUUUGAAAGGAUACACAUCUCUUUCUUUGUUUCUACAAAGACCUGAAUCAAAAGAAAAUGGGGGGACUCAGAAUAUGUUUGUGAUGUACCUCGGAAAUAAAGAUGCCUCCAAGGACUACAUCGGCAUGGCAGUUAAAAAUGGGCAGCUCACGUGUGUCUACAACCUGGGAGAGCACGAGACUGAACUCCGGGUGGACCAGAUCUUGACGGAGAGCGAAACUCAGGAUUCUGUUAUGGACCGAGUGAAGUUUCAGAGAAUUUAUCAGUUUGCAAGGCUUAAUUACACCAGAAGAGCCACAUCUAGUAAACCAGAAACACUUCAGUUCGAUGACAUUGACAAUGGAAAUAGCAACACGCUCCUUAAUUUGGAUCCUGAAAAUGUUGUAUUUUAUGUUGGAGGUUACCCACCUGGUUUUAAACUUCCUAGGAGUCUGACAUUCCCAGCAUACAAAGGUUGUAUUGAAUUAGAUGACCUCAAUGAAAAUGUUCUGAGCUUGUACAACUUCAAAAAAUCUUUCAAUCUCAACACAACCGAAGUGGAGCCUUGUAGAAGGAGAAAGGAAGAGUCAGACAAAAAUUAUUUUGAAGGUACAGGCUAUGCUCGAGUUCCAACUCAACCAAAUGCUUUCUCCCUAAACUUUGUACAGACAAUUCAGACCACUGUGGAUAGAGGUUUGCUGUUCUUUGCAGAAAACCAGGAUCACUUCAUCUCCAUAAAUAUAGAAGAUGGCAGUCUCCAGGUGCAAUACAAACUUAAUUCAGAGCCACCAAAACGUGAAGGAAACAGAGACCUCAUAAACAACGGGCAAGAUCAUUCGUUUCUGAUCAAUAUUAGAAAAACCCAGAAACUUACGUGGAUAAUUGUGAAUACUCAAAAGAUUAGAAUCGAAGGUGAAAUAUUUGAUUUUAACACAUAUUAUCUGGGAGGAAUUCCAAUUUCAAUCAGGGAAAGAUUUAACAUUUCUACACCUGCUUUCCGAGGCUGCAUGAAAAAUCUGAAGAAAACUAGUGGUGUCGUUAGGUUGAAUGAUACUGUGGGAGUAACAAAGAAGUGCUCAGAAGACUGGAAGCUCGUGCGGUCUGCCUCCUUCUCCAGGGGAGGACAAUUGAGUUUCAAUAAUUUGGACUUGUCAUUGACCAGCCACUUCCAGGUCUCCUUUGGAUUUAAGACUUUUCAACCCAGUGGCAUUUUAUUAAAUCAUCCGAUACAGGUCACCCUGGAAGAUGGUCACAUUGAACUCAGCAUCAGGAAUAGCGUCAGCUCGCCCUUGAAAUCUUCACAGACAUACAUGGAUGGUUUACUGCAUUAUGUAUCUUUAAUAAACGAUAGGUCUGGAUUUCGGGUCCUCGUUGAUGACCAGCCUCUGGAAAAUAACGAAAGGCUAGAAGGCUUUUCAAAUACCCAGAAAUCCCUGCGUCUGGGUGGGGGUGAUUUUGAGGGCUGUAUCAGCAAUGUUUUCGUCCAGAGGUUAUCACAGAAACCCGCAGUCCUAGAUUUGACCACUAAAUCUUCCAAGAGAGAUGUGUCCCUGGGAGACUGCAGCUUAAACCAAUCACCUUUUCUAAUGUUGCUUAAGGGUUCUACAAGGUUUAACAAAGCCAAGAAUUUCAAUAUCAACCAGCCAUUGCAGGACACACCAGUGGCCUACCUGAGGAGCGCGGGGCUGUGGCGAGAUGCUCAGUCUUGCGUAUCACUUCCCCACACCCAGGCCAGUCACGGAGCCCUCAGGUUUGGAGAUAGUCCCACCAGCCACUUGCUAUUCACCCUUCCCCAGGAGUUGCUGAAACCCAGGUCACAAUUUGCUGUGGAUGUGCAGACAACAUCCUCCAGAGGGCUUGUGUUUUACACAGGCACUAAGAACUCCUUUAUGGCUCUUUAUCUUUCGAAGGGACGUCUAGUCUUUGCUUUGGGGGCAGAAGGGAAAAAACUGAAGCUCAGAAGCAAAGAGAAAUGCAGUGACGGGAAGUGGCACACGGUGGCAUUCGGGCAAGAUGGAGAAAAAGGUCGCUUGGUUGUGGAUGGUCUGAGGGCCCAGGAGGGGAGUUUGCCCGGAACUUCCACCUUCAGCCUCAGAGCACCCGUUUACCUGGGAUCGGCUCCAUCAGGGAAACCAAAGGGUCUCCCCAAAAACAGCUUUGUGGGAUGCCUGAGGAACUUUCAAUUGAACCUGAAACCACUGGACACCCCUUCAGCAAGCUUUGGUGUAUCUCCUUGCUUGGGCGGCUCUUUGGAGAAAGGCAUUUAUUUCUCCCAAGAAGGAGGUCACGUCAAACUGGCUAACUCUGUGUUGUUGGGGCCAGAAUUUAAGCUUGUCUUCAGCAUUCGCCCAAGAAGUCUCACUGGAAUCCUAAUACAUAUCGGCAGUCAACCCAGGAGGCACUUAUGUGUUUACAUGGAGGCAGGAAAGGUCAUGGCCUCUGUUGACAGUGAGGCAGGUGGGAUCUUGACAUCAGUCACACCAAAGCAAUCUCUAUGUGAUGGACAGUGGCACUCAGUGACAGUCACCAUAAAACAACACAUCCUGCACCUGGAACUGGACACAGACAAUAGCUACACAGCUGGACGGCUCCCCUUCCCGCCUGCCAGCACUCAGGAGCCACUACACAUUGGAGGUGUCCCAGCCAAUUUGAAGAUCUUGAAGCUCCCUGUAUGGAAAUCAUUUUUUGGCUGUCUGAAGGAUAUUCAAGUCAACCACAUUCCUGUCCCUGUCACUGAAGCUGUGGAAGUCCAGGGGACUGUCAGUCUAAAUGGCUGUCCUGACCACUGACUUGAACCUAUUACACAGUGAGGAAAUUCACCUUCAAAAGCAUAGAAUACCAACCCACUUCCCUCUCCCUACGCAAGAUCAUUCUUGACUUAAGACACCAUGGGAAUGAGUUUAAGAGCAAAUCCAAUUUUGAACUUCGACCAUGCAUACCCAUCGUUUUGUCAUUCAGUGCUAUAUAUGUGUUUUAUAUACAAAUCCUAUUUCUUGAAGAUGAUGAACAAAUUGCUAUAUGUUUUUGAUAAUGUCGUUUUCCACUAAAAAUGAAAUGUGUUUUAAAGAUCAUUAUUUUCUACUUGUUAAAAAUAAAUAAAUAUCUUUUAAAGCACUUUAAAAAUACAAAAAUUUUACAUGUGUUAAAUGGCUUGAUGGUCAUUGAUAAUCAUAUUAAUUCUUCAGCUCAUGUUCAAUGUGCUACCUACAAUACAGUUUUCUACAAAUAA